CGAGCCCUGAAUGCUGAUUGGCUGACAGCUGUGGUAUAUCAGACCGUAUACCACGGGUAUGACAAAACAUUUUGUUUUACUGCUCUACUUUAGUUGGUAAACAGUUUAUAAUAGCAGUAAGCCACCUCGGGGGUUUGUGAUAUAUGGCCAAUAUACCACGGCUAAGGGUUGUGUCCAGGCACUUUGCGUUGCAUCGUGCAUAAGAACAGUCCUUAGGCGUGGUAUAUUGGCCGUAUACCACACCACCUCGGGCCUUUUUGCUUAAUUAUACCAUGGCAAUGUUGAAUCGUUGUUUCUGAUUGGCUUGAAGGGCAUUCUAGAGUGUGUAUUAUUUCCCUAUAAUGCACAGUAUAUUUGCACGGUAGAAUUCAAUGGCUAUAGUUCAUUCGUACAUGUUCUAUGUUUGAGCUGAUUUUGAAAGAAGUCGAAUUGAAAACAUUAUUGGCAUUGUUGAAUUUGAUUUUAAUAAUGGCAAGCUAGGACUGAUGGUUUGGUUAGGUAAACUAGCAACCUAGGACUGAAACCAGUCCUAUCUGUGUAGCCAUUCACUUGCUUGCCUAGGACAUCAGAUAGCCUAAAUGUAGUUAGAUAGUGUAUGUGCAAACGCCACCCAUCCAGACUCAACAUAAUGAUACCGAAGUCAGUGGUGGUGUCCAUGUUAGCGUAACAACAGACAACAAGCAGCCUUCAGGUGAGCCCAGGUCCACGAUCAAGGAUUUCCUUAUCAAAAGGGCCUGAGUGACUUGGGAGAUCAGACCAGCAUGAUCAAUGACUACAGACUUCUCUCUAUGUUGCCCUGCUGAUGAUGAUGACGCACACAUGACUCUUCUAUCUAGUAGAACCAAUCAUGACAUGGAUGGAAGACUGAUUAUGUUACUGGUUUACAUUUAUGUACCAAAUAGCCUAGUAUUCCUGAUUGGCUGAUGUCAGAAAACCAGAAUGAUGAUCCCUGAGGAGUAGAGAUGAUUAAAACUUGGGCUACCAGUUUACAGUACUUUAAUUUCAUAACCAAUGUUUUUGAAGACAAACAAGUUCUUAUCUUUACAGUUACAGUAGAAAAUGACCCAGGCCUUCUGCACUGCAAAGAGAUUGGAUACUGCACUGAAAAAUCAGUAAUUAUUUUACAACUUGUUAAGAAAUAACUUAUCUAAAACAACAUCUGUCUCGGUUGUGUUUGCUUUAGCUUUCUCCGUGUCGUGUUUGAGCAGGUGUGUACACAGGGACUCUUUAGUGAUCGUGGAUAUGGGGAUAAUGAGAACUCCCUGGCCCCCCAUCACCCCCACAGGGAGCUAUUUGUGGUAUGGCCCGACCCAUUGACAGUGCUAAUGAGCCAAGGCAUUGAAUGUCUCCCACAGGGGGGGUGACUGAGAAAGAAGCUGUAUUGUGGUUCCCCUGGGUGAGAGUCGGAUUGGUGGUCGCUCAUAUAUAGUAGUUAGUAUGCAGGAGUACCAGUAUGUCUGUGUGAGGUUGGUAUCAUCAUUCUCAUUCAGACCCAUUCACAUGCAUAGAGUGUGUGGGAGAGCAAGAAGACCACACAACACACUCACCCUGUGUGAAUAUACAACCAUGAUUUACACAUGGACUGUCAGAGGUGACCUAAAAGCAGUGGGCUGGACCUGUGUGUUAGUCUAAGGCUUCCUGAUAUGAGUGCCCAGGACCCCCUGGUAACCCCGUAGCUGCACCCCUGCCUUCCCAUCACUCCCUCUAUCCAUCCCUUCCUCUUCUAAUAAAAGGCUUCCGGCUGUACGCCUGCCUGUACAGUAUAGGCCUUGUUCCCCACAGCAGACCCUGUACUGUACUGUGGCUGAUGAGAUAGGGAGGGGGAGAGAGAAAGGGAGGGGCUGAUGGCUAAUCCCUAUUGUCCAGUCAUGCACCAUUAAGCUAGAUGGGUGAUAUGAAUGAAGGGGACUGGGUCUGGCCCCUCUCUCCCUCCUCUCCCUCCCCCGUUCUGCCUCUCUCUUUCUGUCCCUGUCUCUCUGUGGAGGAAGUGACCUGCUUGUCUGGACAGGAAUCAGGUCACAGCCUCACAGUGGGAGAACCCUACCACCUCUCUCCCCCACAUGCAUGUUCACACACACACGCUGGGGCGCUCACACACUAAAUAAUAGGUUUCUUACAUUCCCUUAGAUGUAAUCAGCACACAACAGACACAGAUGUCAGAAAUAGUACCAAGUAAUCCUCAUAAAAAGGUAAUGAAAUCAGGCAUUCCUGAUUCAUCUGUAAAAAUCACUCGUUAGAGAGAUGGGAUGGAGAGGAGGCUCGGGGUCAGAUCGGGAUAAACGAGCUUGUAGGGGUAUGGGGAGAUAAGGGGAAGUGGAGGGGAUCCUUUGAAGAGGGAGUGCAGACUGGAGGGCUUCUUGGGGACAGGAGUGCAGAAAGAGAGCAAGAGAAAGGGUUCCUUUGCCUUUGAAAAGAGAGAGAAAGGGUUCCUUUGCCUUUGAAAAGAGAAAGGGUUCCUUUGCCUUUGAAAAGAGAAAGGGUUCCUUUGCCUUUGAAAAGAGCGAGAAAGGAAGGGAAAGGGGAUACCUAGUCAGUUGCACAACUGAAUCAUUCAACCCGAAGAGAGGGGAGAGGAGGUGUUCGUGACAUGAGGGGGACUCUUUUCCUCAUCUCAAGCUGUGGGGGCGGAAUGGCAAGUCAGGCUAAGGCUAAGUCAGGACAACACACACACCAAGAGAGCAUAACAUUCUGAACACACACGCAUACAGGUAACUGCCAAAAUAAUGGAAACACUUGAGUAAAUGAGGGAUAAAGUUAAUUGAAAGCCAGGUGCUUCCGCACAGGUGCGGUUCCUGAGUUAAUUAAUCAAUUAUCAUCUGAGCAGACCAAAUGCUGGGCAGGCCAUUAUUUUGGCUACGCCCCCAUAGGAUGACAAUGUCCCCAUCCACAGGGCACAAGUGGUCACUGAAUGGUUAGAUGAGCAUGAAAAUGAUGUAAACCAUAUGCCAUGGCCUUGUCAGUCACCAGAUCUCAACCUCAUUGAACACUUAUGGGAGAUUCUGGAGCGGCGCCUGAGACAGCGUUUUACAUCACCAUCAACAAGACACCAAAUGAUGGGGUUUCUCGUGGAAGAACGGUGUCACAUAUAUCCAUUAAAGUUCCAGACAUUUAGAAUCUAUGUCAAGGUGCAUUGUAACUGUUCCGGCUGGUGGUGGUCCAACGCCCUAUUAAGACACUUUAUGUUGGCGUUUCCUUUAUUUUGUCAGUUACCUGUAGAUUCACACACAAUCCUUGAUAUUCUUAACUCAGUCAUUACUACAGAACACUCACUCACUCACUCACAACACAUUGGAGCAAAUGAAAGUGAGUGGGUUUCAUAUCUAAUCCCAUCUCAAGCACUGUCCCACUCCCUUGUACCCCACGCCCUCCCCCCAUCGUUAACCCCCUGCUGGCCCACUCCCAUCCCUUCCCCCACCACUCUCCUAUUCAAAUGCAGACCAAGCCUACAGAGGUGACGUGUCACCGCCUGCCUAGUAUAAAUACACCAAUCCCCUCCCUGUCAUACAGACCAUCACCACAAACACCCAGACACUCUCUCCUGUGUGGAUUUCCUUUCCUCCUCCCGGGAUGAUGCCCGUUCCUGCACCACCUCCUUGCACCACCUCUAAGAGGACCUCUCCUCGUGCUCCUGCUCUCCUCGUGCUCCUGCUCCUCCUGCUUCCAGCUGGGCCUGGCUGGAGUGUCAGGCUGGAGGCAGGACCUGGAGCUGAGAGUGGACCAGAGGCUGGUACAGUUACCAGGACCAGGGUUAGAGCUGGGUCUAGAGUUAGAGCUGGGUUGGAGACUGCGGAUGAGGCCGUGGCUGAAGAUAGAGCUGGUGCUACCAUCCUGUCCGACAGCAGUGAAGGGCAGUGGGAGCCCCGGAGCUCCUCCCGUUGUGUGCCCAUCCCGGCGGGCAUGGCCCUCUGCCAGAACAUCGGCUACGCCACCAUGAGGAUGCCCAACCUGCUGGGGCACGAGUCGCCAGGCGAGGCCGUCCAGCAGAGUGCCAGCUGGCUGCCCCUGCUCGCCCGGGAGUGCCACCCCGACGCCCGCAUCUUCCUCUGCUCGCUGUUCGCACCCAUCUGUCUGGACAGGUUCGUCUCUCCAUGUCAGAGUCUGUGUGAGUCAGUGCGGGACAGCUGCGCGCCCAUCAUGGGUUGCUAUGGUUACCCCUGGCCAGAUAUCCUUCGCUGUGAGCAGUUUCCUGCCAACCACCUCAUGUGUAUCUCCUCUGUCACCAACACCAGCACCAGCACAGGAGGGCGCAGAGCAGUGCCCCAGGCUAGCUGUCGAGAUUGUGAGCUGGAGGAGGCCUCGUCUGCCAAGGACGUGCUGGAAACUUUCUGUAGGAGUGACUUUGUGGUGAAAUUGCGUCUCACGCAGCUAAAAUCCAGUCAGGUGAGUUUGGCCCAGUUCUCCCUGGCCUCUCGUCUGCAGGUUCUGAAGCACGGGCCUCUCCUGGGAGGACAGAUCCGCUCCCGCCUGCAGCUGUGGCUGGAGAGAGACGCCAGCUGUGUACGGAACAUGACGCGGCGUCAGCCUCGAGGCGGGACCUUCCUGGUGACGGGCACGGUGCAGGGGGAAUGGCUGGUGGUCAACAAGGCUUUUGCCUGGAACAAACACGCCAGGAACCUGAUGGCUGCAGCCCGCAAGUGGAAACAGCACCGAUGUAGAGGCUAGCAGGGGCUCUGGCUAGGAGCUGAACUUGAGGUCUGAAAUGGGUCUGAGCAGAUCUAUAGGCCUAGGUGUACAGAGUCAGGGAUGUGAUUAAAACACCAUAUAACAUCAGUAGAGAGAGAGGAGGUUGUUUGGGGGAGGGUACAUUUCUAUGAUAGACUUCCUGGAUUUUAAUCACAUCCUUGGAUAGCUGGAUGUUUCAGAGAGCACCAUCCUGAGCUCAGGAGAGGACGCUGCAAAGGACAAGACCUUCUGUGUGUCCUGCAAAUGUACAUAUCUAUAAAUUAUAAGUAAAUAUCACUGAUCUAUAUUUGUAAGAGGUUGACUGAAAUUAAA
This is a messenger RNA of Salvelinus fontinalis (brook trout), 4995 nucleotides long. RefSeq names its product secreted frizzled-related protein 5. Gene Ontology annotation, biological process: canonical Wnt signaling pathway; non-canonical Wnt signaling pathway; negative regulation of canonical Wnt signaling pathway. The transcript is spliced from 4 exons. The record is from RefSeq and is a predicted model, not a curated record. Lineage: Eukaryota; Metazoa; Chordata; Actinopteri; Salmoniformes; Salmonidae. Gene Ontology annotation, molecular function: Wnt-protein binding. The coding region runs from base 3568 to 4662 and encodes 364 amino acids.